Megalopta genalis is the source of this 2697-nucleotide messenger RNA. Its product is annotated as endochitinase. Gene Ontology annotation, molecular function: chitin binding; chitinase activity. NCBI's taxonomy places the organism in Eukaryota, Metazoa, Arthropoda, Insecta, Hymenoptera, Halictidae. The record is from RefSeq and is a predicted model, not a curated record. Gene Ontology annotation, cellular component: extracellular region. Gene Ontology annotation, biological process: chitin catabolic process; carbohydrate metabolic process.
ACGAUCGAUAGAUCGGCGUACCCACCACCCGGGAACCGCUAAUCAACCGCCUACACUCGAGACGAUCUUCUAGAUCCGCGUCGAUCCUCGAGCAGAGCGGACGUCGGACAUAACCGGAGAAAUUGAGCGACAUCAUUAUUCUCAGCUGCAGAGAUGGCAUCAGGUAAGAGUCUCCUCUCGCUGACAGUGGUGCUAGCAACGUUAGCAAUUGCGACAGGGAAUCAACCGGCUAGAAUAGCGUGUUACUUCAGCAACUGGGCUAUCUACCGACCGGACGUCGGCAGUUACGGCAUCAAAGACAUCCCCGGCGAACUAUGCACUCACAUCAUCUACUCGUUCAUCGGCGUGAGCAACGUCACGUGGGAGAUAUUGAUCCUGGAUCCAGAAUUGGACGUUGAACAGGAGAACUUCCAAGCGUUCAACAAUUUAAGGAUCACGUAUCCUCAUCUGAAGACCUCCGUGGCAGUCGGUGGUUGGGGAGAAGGCGGCAGGAAGUAUAGCGCGCUAGUUGGAGUGAAGGAGAGGAGAGACACCUUCAUCAGAAGCGUCGUUGACUUCAUGCAUAAGUAUAACUUCGACGGUUUCGAUCUCGAUUGGGAGUACCCUGGAGCCGCAGACAGGGGUGGCAGCUUUUCCGACAAGAACCACUUCUUCUACUUUGUCGAGGAGAUAAGACGCGCCUUUGACAAAGAGCAAAAGGGAUGGGAGCUCACUAUGGCGGUACCCAUGGCCAAAUUCCGUUUGGACGAGGGAUAUCACGUUCCCGAAUUGUGCCAGAACAUGGACGCCAUCCACGUGAUGUCCUACGAUCUUCGUGGCAACUGGGCUGGAUUCGCGGAUGUUCACAGCCCUCUUUAUCGCAGACCCCAUGAUCAAUGGGCAUACGAGAAAUUGAAUGUCCACGACGGUCUCCAGCUUUGGGAGGAGAAAGGCUGUCCCGCCAACAAACUGAUCGUUGGAAUCCCGUUGUAUGGUCGCACCUUCACCCUCAGCCAAAGCAACAACAAUUACUCGCCAGGAACUUACAUCAACAAGGAAGCUGGGGGAGGAGCUCCUGGCGAAUACACUCGAGCCAAAGGAUUUCUCUCUUAUUACGAGAUCUGCACCAGGCUGCAAGCCCCAGGCAGCAAUUGGACUCGGAAAGUCGACGAGGUCGGCAAAGUUCCUUACACGUACCAAGGUAAUGCAUAUUCUAUGCUGUCGUCGAAUGAAUAUUUUAAUAAUAAUUGGAUAAUUGUAGGAACGCAAUGGGUCGGUUACGAGGACGUUCAGAGCGUGAAGUACAAGAUCGAUUUCAUCAAGAAAGAGCAAUACGGAGGCGCCAUGGUCUGGGCCAUCGACAUGGACGACUUCCAAGGACUCUGCGGCGAACGCAACCCCCUGAUGAACACCAUCAACCAAGGCUUGAAAGGAUACGUUGUUACGGACAAAAACUUCCACACUACCCCCACGCCUGAAUGGGCAAGACCACCGAGCACACCUUCGUCGGAUGGUGUGCGACCAACUCAAGCACCUUCGACGAAACCUGUCGAGAGACCUAUACAACGACCGACACAACCAACGACAAGACCACCACCUGCUCAGUCACCGACAUCACCAUCUAUAGAACCACCGACAACAUCACCACCUACACAGCCAUCUACUUCAACAACCACCAAGAAGCCGGAAGCACCACCGUCCACAUCGGAAACUCCAACGUCAACCACCGAGGAUACAAACAAGUGGAAACCCACCGAAUCACCGAACGGAGACAAUGGGGAUGAGAAGAUCGAAUGCAAAGAUGGCGACAAGUUUCUUACGUCGAAAAACUGUAACAUAUACUACGAAUGCGUUCAUGGGAGGCCAGUGAAGUUCUCGUGCCCUAAUCGUCUGAUCUGGAACUCGGUGAACAAUAUUUGCGACUGGCCAGACAAUGCGGACCGGCAGGAGUGCAGGCCUGCAUAACGUUGCAGUUGGAUUAUUGUUUCGAAAAAGAAAACAUGGACUGAAAACACGUGAUUCGAUUACUUAACAACGUAAUUAUAAGAGACGUCGAACCAUAGCAAACGAUUGGUGAAAUUGCUAUGCUUUUAUAUUUGUUAAUCCACGGAACAGUGGACAUUCCUGACAACUGCACAAUUGGCAAUGAUUGGGACCAGUUAAAUGUUUUAAAUUUUUUCGUUGCAUCUGAUCGGACAGCUGACGUUAUAAAUCAUUUGUCGCAAGCUGAGUAAUCGAACUUUUUAAGCACUGGGUCAACGUGAACCCAGGCACUGCCGAACCGGUCGCGAACGUCGUAUUCGCUCGUUUUUCUCUCUUUUAUUUUUUAUAGUGCCACACAACGAAACGAACCAUUCCGUUCGAUAAGCGAUACUUAUGCGCGAUUGCGCACACUUUGUUGAUCGCUAAUUAUGAACAAUAAAGAAGUUUCACAAGUACUCGUACAGCUAACAAUCACGCAAUGGAAACGCAGAGGAGACUUGCAGUUUGUAUUUAUUUCCAGGUGACCGUCGAAAAUAUAACACCCAUUGAACACUUGAAUGUAAUUUACAAUAUUCAUCGUGACAAGCUAGUUACAGGUCUUGUUCAAUUCAAAGGUCUCCUAAUACACGCACACGCGCGCGCGUUUUAAGCGGCAUUCAAUGUAUCCUUAAAGCUACUCAAUAUUUUAAAUAAUAUGAAAAUGAGAAAAUGAAAUAUUACACUUAUUAUAAAAUA